GGCUGAGACGACUACUCCCAUUAAGUUUGUUCCUCUGAGCACCUGGGAUGCAAACAGGGUGCACGAGCACGGCGCAUCCGACGUAAUCCAAAACGGACAUAUCCUUUACUUUUUUUUUCUUCAUUUAAUUUGUUUAUACUUGGAGGGAACCGAAAACCUGGGGCCAGUCCGUGCCGGGUAAGUGACUUACAGCAGCGGGUUCGUCUCAGAGGAGAUGGACCAGAUGACCAACCCGUCAGCGAUGGUCAAGGAUGAUAAUACAGAGGCGUGGACAUCCAUAGUGGAGUUGAGGUGGAGCUCCGAUGAAGAAGAGAACUCUGACCAUCAGGCGCAGUGUCUCGCAGCGCCGCAAGCUCCCGUGACCACCUACAAGCAGCGGUUGGACGAAUUUAAAAAGUUGUUCAAAGAAAUUCCAGAGUCCGAAAGACUCCUAGUAGAUUACCCGUGUGCCCUCCAGCGGGACAUCCUCCUUCAGGGACGCCUCUACCUCACAGAGAACUGGCUCUGUUUCCAUAGCAAUGUGUUUCGGAGUACGAAGAUUAUACUGCCUCUUAAAGACAUCGUGACUAUGACCAGAGAGAAAACCGCUCGUCUGAUUCCCAACGCCAUCCAGAUCUGCACAAGCACAGAGAAGUUCUUCUUCACAUCCUUCUCGGCGAGGGAGAAAAGCUACCAGGGUGUUUUCCGCAUGUGGCAAAACACGCUGCUGGACAAGCCUCUUACCAGCCCGGAGUUGUGGCAGAUGGUCAAACAGCAUUAUGGGCAAGAUCUGGGCAUCAGCCACGAGGAGAUGGAGAGCUUGGAGCUGUCAGUAGACUCAAGCAUGCAGACCAGCCUGGCGGUGAGGCCCGGUGGUGAUGAUGGUCCAGGGAGGCUUGAGCGCACCCCUUCCAGCCGCCUGCCUGGGAUGGAUCAUGGACCUUUCGAGACUUCCAACUCUCAGGGGGAGGAGUUGCUUUCCCCUCUCGGCUCCUCAAACACGACGGACGAUCCCCGCGGCACGCCGUCUCAGCGGCGCAGUCCUGCUCCCUCGCUGGACCGCCUCGCCCCAGAGCGGGUUUCCAAGCGCUCCUCGCUCUCUCUCGACCUCAACUCCAACGAGAACGAAGCGUCCGAGCAGAGUGGUUCAGAAAGCAUCGAGGACCUGGAGGAGCGAGUGGGUUUGCAGGUGCAGGGUCGGCUCUAUAUAAACAGGGUUUUCCACAUCAGCGCACAGAAGAUGUUUGAGAUGCUCUUCACGGACUCCAGCUUCGGCCGCAGGUUCAUGAACAUCAGGAAGACGACCAACGCCAGCUUUACUCCUUGGCAAAAAGACGCCUCAGGAAACAUGAAGAGGAAUCUGAACUACACAGUUACCAUCACUAACCCUCUGGUUGGCAAGUCCUCCACAGCUACGGAGAACCAGGUGCUAUACAAAGAGUCCAGAGACGGACACUAUUACCGGGUGGACUCCGAGGUGUACACUCACGAUGUUCCCUACCACGAUUACUUCUACAUUCAAAAUCGAUACUACAUCAUAAGUAACUCAAAGCGGAAGUGUCGGCUAAGGGUUUAUACCGAUGUGAAGUACAAUAAGCAGCCAUGGGGCAUGGUCAAGUCUUUCAUCACCAAAAACUCCUGGAGUGGCGCUGAAGAAAAUUUCCGACAGCUGGAGACCGAACUGAUGGAGGAGGAAGCGGAGUUGAAUCAAGUAGGCGGAGACUCUGGGAAGACGGUUGGCGUCCGCCGGAGGAGGCGGACUUUCAGCCGGACGCUGCCAGAGCACAUGAAGCCCAACAAGCCGUACGGACAAGAGCCCCAGCAGCACAGGGACGGCAACAUGGGCCCCACCGAAAUGAGAGACCUACACAAAUGGAGCACUACGACCAUAGUGGCUGGCAUGAGCUUCAUUCUGCUGCUCCUGAUGGUGAUGAAUCUGGGGCUGUUUUUUAAGUUGUGGGCGAUGGAGGACGUAGCCCACCGAAUGUACCUCGGCUCCAAGCACCGGCUGAGGGACCGCAGUGAGGCCAGCUUGACCUCUGAAUAUGGGCCCAGACAGGGACCAGAGUAUCGGAGCAGAGGGGACCCAGAGCUGCUAAAAUCUGUACUGCAGGACUCUAUAAAGCUUUUAGAACAGCUUCGCAGUUCUCUGGUGGUGCUGCAGGAAACCUUCGCUUUGGUGAACCGCACAGCAGGGCCGCAGUGAUGCUCCACACCUGGUGACUGCAGAAUGCCUCUUCCCGGCCCCGUGGAGAGAAAUUAAUAAAUCUGAGACUGCAGUGGUGGACCGCGCCUGAGGAAGUCUCUGGUAUCUAGUGACGUUGCCAGGUAGACACGCCCAGACCACUGACGUGUCAUUUGUUGCCAUGGGUUACAGGUCCCAAAGCCUGUGGUGAAGCCAGGAAGUUUUUUUUUUUGUUUUGUUUUUUAAUGCUGCAUACUGACUGCUGCAAGGACAAAGUUGCAUCAGAGUUUGCCGCACAAGGAGCGGUAGGUUUAGAUUUGUCGGUGCUAUUGCCAGCUCCCUCGGCUGGUGGCCUUGAAAUCCAGCAAACGUGCGCUGAUUGUGCCACACCAAAUGAGCUAUUGAAAAUGCUUUUAUUUGAUUCCAGUGAUAUGAAUUGACAUAUAAAACCACUGUGUAGCUCUGUACUUUUUUUGCACAUAUUAUAAUUUUUGCACAAGUAGCUGUGUUUUUACACUUCUUUUUUGAGUCAAAUCUGGUAAACAGAAGGUACUCCUUAGGUUGGGCCUUCAUUGCAUCACGUAUACACUUGUUUUGAUUGAUUUCCGUUUUACUAGUACGUGUGUUUUUCCUUUUGUUCUACACUGUAAGCCAGGUAUCGUAUAGCAGUUUAAUUGUACAUUCACUUGGACCCGUUGGUUAUCUCGGCACUUUGCUUUCAUAAGGUCAACCCUGCAGGCAAGUUUGCUAUGAUCUCCAAAAUGACAUUUAAAAAAAAAAAUUUAAAUCCGCUGUGGGUGACAUGCUCCUACAAUUGCCUUGUUUGUGUGCAUAUUUUUUUUUUCAGUAACAAUUUAGUAUACCAUCAUAGGAGAUAAAAUACAACAAAUAAACAAUUCAGAACUUGUUCAUUUAAAUGCUUUUGGAGUUCCUGAAAUGGUGACAUCAUUAUCAGGCCACAGAGGGAAGCUGAUGGCUAAAAACAAGCACAUAAUAGUCACAAUUGGUUGUUUCUAUGCUUUUGGAAUUGUCGAGUUUUAAGUUGAAUAAUUUGUGAACAGGGGGAAAAUAGCCAUAUUGCUUCUCUCUAAGAAUCUGAGUAGAAUAAGAGUACUGGAAUGAAUAUUAUUAAGCCAAGUUUACUAAUUUGUUUUUGUAUCAUGUUUGACGCUGGAACUAGAAGUGGAAAACUAGAUGGGAGUGAGGGUAAUGUGUCUGUCCCUUUUGUCACAGGUGAAAUACAAGACUAUUGAGACAUUUUUUUUUUAUAUUCAAGCAUGUUCUUGUGUUCGCCUAGAGGUGUGGGGUUCAACCGGUUGACGCUAUCUCGUAGUGGCCAUUAAUUUAUUAAAAAUCUACUGCUGUCUGUAUUUACAGGCUUUAAUAAAAUUACAAUGAAUAUAUAGUAGGUACUACUUAUUUGAAGUUGCUGAUUUUACUGGUGGGGUGCAACCCCCCCAGUAAAGGCUCUUAUUUUACA
This is a messenger RNA of Pungitius pungitius (ninespine stickleback), 3644 nucleotides long. It is a transcript of the gene gramd1c, whose product is annotated as GRAM domain containing 1c. The record is from RefSeq and is a predicted model, not a curated record. Gene Ontology annotation, cellular component: endoplasmic reticulum membrane; endoplasmic reticulum-plasma membrane contact site; plasma membrane. Gene Ontology annotation, molecular function: cholesterol transfer activity; cholesterol binding. The transcript is spliced from 18 exons. NCBI's taxonomy places the organism in Eukaryota, Metazoa, Chordata, Actinopteri, Perciformes, Gasterosteidae. Gene Ontology annotation, biological process: intracellular sterol transport. Bases 215 to 2185 code for a protein of 656 amino acids.